Giardia duodenalis is the source of this 2625-nucleotide messenger RNA. RefSeq lists its product as uncharacterized. Lineage: Eukaryota; Fornicata; Diplomonadida; Hexamitidae. The transcript has a single exon. The record is from RefSeq and is a predicted model, not a curated record. Bases 1 to 2625 code for a protein of 874 amino acids.
AUGUCCAUCGGUCGCGCCAUCAACGCUCGCUUUCCCGAGUCUCAGUCCGGGUACACACGAGCUACAGGGCCAGAGUUUGCCUUCCAGGCGGAUCCCAUCCGCAGGCAGCAAACGACCUCUGAGGCUGUGGCUCGCGAUCUCGAUCCGAAUGUAAUGCGUCUGGAUACAGAGUACAACGAUCAGUACUGCGGUCCGAGUGGCAUGAUUCCAGAUGCAACGAUUAAGCAAUGUUUCACAAAUCCUUACACGGGACUUCCGUGCGGCAGUCAAAUGCUAAGCACGGGGCAGGUAUACAAUACCCAAAACUUCCCGCAUGUAGGAGUUACUGAUCCUAACCUACCCACUACGGAGGGUGCACCGCGUGUACUAAUCCCGGGCUCCCAACCGGGAAGUAACGAAGGAACUAGAGCAAUCUAUAAUCAGGAUAUCCCUAAGACAUAUGAGUUCAACCCGGAUCAGUCCUUUGGGCGGCGAACUGGCGCUGCCCUCCCAGUCACAGGCUCGGGUCGCUUGGAUGGCUUGCAGCGCACAGGGAAUUUGGGUGUCAGCAUGAGCCGGACGGAAGUGUUGGCCAGAACGAUGAGUACGACCCAGCCGGAGCUGGCGGCUUCAUUUAGAGCAUCUCAGGGAAUCAUUCCUGGAAGCGUUGGUGACCUCGAGCAGAUGAAGGAGCAGGGUGUUGUAGGCAUGGGAAAUAACCAAUAUCCUGAAUGGCAUGCGCCAGAGUGUGAUCAGCAGGCCUAUUGCAUGAGUCAAUCUAUGAAGCAUGGGGCGUGCCCGCAGAAAUGUACCAACAGAGAGAUUAUUCCUGGCUCGCAACCAGGGAGCAAUGAGGGAACAAGGGCGCUCUGUGGUACUGGAACAGGGAGAACCAUCCCAUUCAAUCGUACUGGUAUAAGCACCAUUGGGGGCGCCAAACGGCUAUACCAGACUGGUCAGAUAGCUUCAGGAGCCACGCCAAUGAAUCAAACACUGGACGGGACUAUGCUGCCUGCUACUCUGAGUAAGAGCAUGAACCUAUCCCAACUCAACAAAAGUGGUGCUGUCCCAGAGCUUCCUGCUAUCAAAUCUCCUAUUGGCUCGUCAAGGGUUCCAGCCAAGGCAUCGUCAACUCAAGAUCGCCGAGAAGAAGCUCAGGCUGAGAUCCAAGCCGCGCUGCAGUUUGGACAGCAAUUGGAGAAUCCUCAGUGCACAGCGGACAUCCCUCAGGCAGUCUCUGAUGUAGCCCAUAAUGUUGUUAAUUCGGCGCAGGUCUUCCAACCUCCUCCUCAACAGGAAAACCAGGAGCAAGGCCAAGAUUAUGUGCAGCAUGUAGCUCAUGAAGCCAUGGCACGAUCUCACCCUAACCCUACCACACUGGCAGGAACGGCAUCGUCUACAGCUCUGGCUCAUGACAACCUUUACUCUUCAGUCAAAAACCCAUCUCCAGAGUAUGAUACUGGGCUGCCAACAAAUAACGUCAACGAGGGGGCCUUCAACAGAACCGCAACGCCUUCAUCUAUAACAACCACCACCCGACCCAACUCUAUUCCUGGCGUAACCCGCCUGCCAGGGCCUAGCGGUGACGCUGUUGCUUCCUCAGAUUCGAUAAACGAACGAGGUUUCAACGAGCCGCCCAUGGCUGGGACAAACGUCUAUGCAAACACAGUCAACUCUCAGCAGCUUUAUCAGCCGCAGAACCUGGCGUACAAUCCAUCACACUCGUACUCUGCGUUCUCAAAUAAUCCAUCAUUCCCGUCAUCGAGUCGUUGCUGCACAAGGACUACCAACGGAUGCAUUCCUCCUGGCGGCUGUCAGUGUGGAAUUGCAUCAUCAAGAACGCGCUGGGACGCAGCAAAGACCAUGGGAAUUACCGAAGCAGGUGUGGAGUAUGUCAAGCCACCCCACACUACAUUUUGCGAUGCCCCUGUGGCUCGGAACUUUCUAGGUGCUCAGAGACACCAGUAUCCACAUACCGCGUCGAAUGGAGCAUACACUAACACGGCUGAAAUGGCGGCAGCAGGAUUUUGCGAUAAGAGCCUCUGUCAAACAACCAGGAUGUAUUCUAAGGGUGGCGGAGCUCCUUCAUACAAGACCCUUAAUGCAUACAUUCCAGCAUAUUCUGCAUACAGGAGGCCAUGGCCAGGUAACUACAAUGAGAAGUUCUCCUCAGGCGCAGUCGGACUAGGGAACACGCAGACCGGCGAGCCUCACAAGGUAACAGACGAGACUGCCUCAUCGAAGGAAUCCGGCUUUGUCGAGAAUUGUAAGUUUGACACCAAACCAUUUAAUUUCAUCCCUGGAGAGAGACCAAUAGGAUUUACAGAGACCUUUGCCCCGGAGGAGGGCAAUAAGGUAGGAGGAGGCGGUAAUGCCCCAGAAAACCCUAACGAAUUCCUGACUACACACAACGAUCACUUUAGGGCAAUCUACGAACCACAGUACGGAAAGCUGCACCAAAAUAAGAACGAUGGUCAGGUUCCCCCAGAGGGCAGUACUACCGAUGGGAGAUUUAGUGGGCUUCUGUCAUCGAGCAAGAUAAAGGCCAACGUCACAUUUAAGCCUGGACGCGAGCCCAUCAACGGGACAGCCACAGGCCCACGUAGAUGCACGUGCUACGAUAGGGUCAAUAAUGUGUGGAUGUAA